Molecule: messenger RNA, 1005 nt
Organism: Penicillium verhagenii
Lineage: Eukaryota; Fungi; Ascomycota; Eurotiomycetes; Eurotiales; Aspergillaceae
Product: rRNA-binding ribosome biosynthesis protein RPF2
Exons: 2
Coding region: 1-1005 (334 amino acids)
Biological process (GO): maturation of LSU-rRNA from tricistronic rRNA transcript (SSU-rRNA, 5.8S rRNA, LSU-rRNA); ribosomal large subunit assembly
Cellular component (GO): nucleolus
Molecular function (GO): rRNA binding
Source: RefSeq, a predicted model, not a curated record
AUGUUGCGUGAAGUUAAAGCAAAGAACCCGCGCACUGCGCGUAUCCUCAAGGCGCGCGAGCCUCAACUCAUUGAGAACCCCAAGAAGACCCUCCUGCUGCACGGCACCAAAUGUCCUCAGGCACUUGACACCGUCCUCAAGACAUUUAACUCCCUGACAAAGCCCAACUCCGUGCUUUUCCACAAGAAGAAUGCCAAUGUCCACCCCUUUGAAAACACCGAGAGCCUCGAGUUCAUGGCCAACAAGAACGAGUGCGGUCUGGUGAUCUACGGAAGCAGCAACAAGAAGCGCCCCAACUGUCUUACACUUGCCCGAAUUUUCAGCUCACAACUACUGGACUUGUGCGAGUUGAUUCUGCUCCCUGCAACAGAGGCGGGUGAUAUCCCUCCUAUCAAUGAGCUGGUCAUGCACGUCGGCUCAGGAUUGCGCCCAAUGAUGCUCUUCGCAGGAAGCCCCUGGGAAGACCCGACCUCCUCCGCACACGUUAUGCUCAAGAGCUUCUUCCUGGAUAUGUUCAAGGGUGAGGAGACCGACCGUAUCGAUGUUGAGGGUCUGCAGUACGUUUUGAUGGUUGCCGCCGAGGAGCCACGGGACGGUCUGUCCCCCAUCGUCCACCUGCGGUGGUACAAGGUCGUUACUAAGCGCAGUGGUCACAAGCUGCCGCGUGUGGAGCUGGAGGAGAUUGGUCCCAAGUUCGAUUUCAAGAUUGGCCGUACACGCCCCGCCCCUGCGGAUCUCAUGAAGGAGGCCAUGAAGCAAGGCAAGCGCCCCAACGAAGAGGCACGCACCAAGAAGAACAUUGUUACCGAUGCUGUCGGUGACAAGAUUGGUCGUGUUCACUUGGCCAAGCAAGAUCUGGGCGGUCUCCAGACUCGCAAGAUGAAGGGUCUGAAGCGCCGAGCCGGCAUGGAGUCGGAUGAUGAUGAGGAUGAGGAGGAUCUGGAAAUGAUGGAUGUCGAUGAGAUCCUGGAGGAGGAGAGCCACAAGCGGGCUCGUAAAGACUAG